UUGACCACGGAGAUCCGAGUGUCUGCUAACCUGACCGCAGUAGACAGGAAGGGAGAGAGUUGGAGACACAGAGAGAGAGAGAGAGAGAGAGAGAGAGAGAGAUCCACCAGUGGGCAGGCAGGAGACGGGUGCAAGCUCUCCUCCCUCUUGCUCUGUUGCAUCCAUCCAUUCUCUUAUUUAUCCAUCCCUCUUUCCAUCCACCCAUUAAUUCACAAGGGCGUCACAAGGGGUGACAAGACCCGACUGAGAGGCGCAUACAUGUAUGCAAUUCGUGCGUAUGCCUGAGCCCUCCGUUUAUGUAUGUUUGUCUACGUAUGUGCGUAUCUGGUCUGCCCGUGGAUCCGCUGACAUGAGGAGCUGAAACAGAACCGACAGAAGGAUGAAAAUGCUCCGGUUUCGCAGCCCAAGCAUCCGCUCCUUGGACCAGGAGGUCCUCUGCACGAUCCGGUUACUGGACGACACCGAAAUCUCCUGCAGCAUUCAGAGAGACACUAAAGGCCAGUUCCUCCUGGACCAUGUGUGUAACCACUACAACCUACUUGAGAAAGACUACUUUGGUAUUCGAUAUGUGGACCCCGAGAAACAGAGGCACUGGCUAGAGCCCAACAAGCCCGUGGUGAGGCAGAUGAAGUCAGCUCAGCAGCCGUACACGAUGUGUUUCCGGGUCAAGUUUUAUCCCCACGAGCCAAUGAAAAUCAAGGAGGAGCUCACCAAGUAUCUCCUGUACCUCCAGCUGAAGAGAGACGUCUACCACGGUCGUCUCCUUUGUCCUUUUGCUGAAGCUGCAUAUCUUGGAGCCUGCAUCAUACAGGCUGAGCUCGGGGACUACGACCCAGAGGAGCACCCGUCAGACUACAUCAGAGACUUCAAGCUGUUCCCUAAACAGUCCCUCAAACUGGAGAGGAAGAUUAUUGAAAUACACAAGAACGAGCUCAGGGGCCAGUGUGCUGCAUUUGCUGAGUUGAACAUGCUCCAAAGGUCUCACAGCCUUGAGACGUAUGGAGUUGACCCUCACCCAUGCAAGGAUUUCACAGGCUCCACAGCCUUUCUCGGGUUCACAGCCACAGGUUUUGUGGUCUUCCAGGGAAACAAGAGGAUCCACCUCCUCAAAUGGGCUGAUGUCAGCAAGCUGAAGUUCGAAGGGAAAACCUUUUACGUCAUCGGAAUCCAGAAAGAGUCGUCACUGAAGAAACUGGUGUUGACAUUUCACACCUCGACCCCUGCUGCGUGUAAGCACUUAUGGAAGUGCGGGGUGGAGAACCAAGCCUUUUACAAGUGUGCAAAGUCAAGUCAGAUAAAGACAGUUUCCAGCAGUAACAUCUUCUUCAAAGGCAGCCGGUUCAGAUACAGCGGAAGAGUUUCAAAGGAGGUGAUAGAAGCCAGCUCGAAGAUUCAGAGAGAGCCACCAGACGUUCGCAGAGCCCAGUUUGGUCAGAGUCGAAGUUUUAACUCUCUUAGCCAUAAAAACCUCAUCAUGAACAUGGAGCCACUGGUACCUGCACUGCCUUCCACCAACGAAUACGAAGACACGGCUACAGACACUGGUGUUGUUGCUGUGAAGGAAUCUGUCCCCUUGUCUCCUCUCAAACCUUCAGCUGCACCUGCAAACACAGAGCAACAAAGUAAUGAAGGAAUCUCUGCUUUAGGCAAUGACCUGCAUCCUUCCCAUGUUUCCACGGAAGUCUCAAAUCUCCGACCUCAGACGCCCAAAGCUGAAGAUGAAGUGGAGGAAGAUGACGAGGCCAGCGGUGCCCUCACCAUUUCUGAGCUCGUCUACAGUCCUUGCGCCAGCAUGCUACCCACCCCAGUGGACGACAGUCAGGGAGGCGUCGACAUGCUCAUCUCCUCUCCGGUCCAGAGCCCCGCCAGGAUGCUGAGGGAGCUCCAUGCCGACCCUGACAUCCAGGCCAGGCUGGAGACUGAGAGGGAGCGAGACCGGGCCUACGAACGCACCCGAAUGGCUGCCAGCGGUGGAAUGGGUGGCGUCCUGUCCAGCAGCCUGCGCCUGCUAUCGUCCAAUGAAAGCGUCAAUGCGUGUGUGCUGAGUGUGGCCCGCUUUGUUGCUGUGGUAAUGGGUAUCCUGCUCGUCACUGUGCCCACACUGCUGCUACUGCUGGAGUCAGACAUUGACGUGUCGUUCCUCCAUGAGAUCCGCCAGACGCCGGAGUUUGAGCAGUUUCACUACGAGUAUUACUGCCCGCUCCGCCGCUGGAUCCUGUGUAGGAUCAGCAUGGCCAUGGAGAACCUCUGGUCAGACUGAGGAAAAGAAGAGUCACUGCAGGAGGAAACAAGAACGCCCAAAUGUCUGUCUUAAUGUGUAAUUUAAUCUUAUAUUCAGUUUCAACAACUGGUGAGACACAACAACCAGUCUGCCAAUGGGAUGAUGUUAUUUCACUUGUUUAAGAGCAAAUUCAAUUUAUUUUAAGAGCAUGUGCAAUGGAGCACUCACAAAAUUGCAACAGCAUAAUUUGUUAAAAAGAGGCCUGAGAUGGAUAAACUGUCGGGCCUUUUUGGACAACAUUAUUUUUGAAUGAAUUAGACCCGAACAAGUAGAUUAGUUUCACCUCUUUGGCAGCAUAAAUUGGAGUCUUGUAGAAAAGAGAGAUGAAAGAGAAAUACGGUUAUACUCAUAGGAUCCAAUCACUUGUUAAAAAGUCUUUUUGUCUAAAAAGAAAGGACAAGAAAGACCGAGUGUUCGAGGAAAAACCUGUGGAGUGGAAAGAUUCAUGAAAAUAUAAAAACAAGGAAAGUCGUGGAUAGAGAGAAAGUCACAAAAGAACUGGUUGGUUUCGUUUGAAUAGAACUUUUGAAGGUCUGUUCACUCCUGAUGCUGACGAGCUGAUUCAAUGACUCUUUGGUAAAUAGCGCGAACCAUUCUGAUCGGUUCUGGCCUUCAGAUUGGAACACCUGAUUGGUCACAGAACCUGUCAGUCAUGACGGAGUGGGCGGGGACAGAGAGAGAAAUGAUUGAUUUGUCACUGGACGCAACAAUAGCCACACUCAAAGGUACAUUAUAUAUAUUUAAAAACAAAAGAGAAUUAUUGGUAACUAAUACCUAUCUUAAAUAAGUUGUUUUUAACGUUUUGUACAUUUUUAUGUGAUCCAGAUCUUUCAGGAAUUUUUCAGUCAGAGGAUCUACCUUGAGCUUAUUUUAAAAUUAAGAGUUUACAAAAGAUUACAAAAAAAAGCAAAUUUAUUGAAGUUUAUCGGGGUGAUGGGUGUUGAGAAAUUUAAGAUAUUUUUUAAGCCUACCGUCAGCAUUUGUUCACCCGGUAGCACCCUGGGUUUUUUCCUACAGAGGCGAUAGCACAAAUCUUUUACACAGACCACAGAUUACUACCGUUUCAGAUUAUGUGAUGUCAUUUUGGAAACAGGAGGGCAGCGGAUUAGAGAAACUUUAGUCUGUUUGUGAUGAAAAAACAUGUGUUUUGUUGAACUUCUAAAUGUCUUCUGAACUAAAUAUUAGCUCAUUAAUUAAGGCUACUAGUGCAUCUUUCAGUGUGUUUUAAGAGAGUUUGAACAUAAAUGUAUGAAGAAACGGUAAGGGACAAAAAGCUUACUUGUAGGCUCAUGAUGAAAAGUUACUUUGUUGUAAUAGUGGAUAAAACCGUGAUUUUGGGUCAUUUGUUAGUCGAUGGUGUGCUACUUGUGGGAGAUCGCUGUGUGUAUUCUCAGAGGGAUUUGAAGUGAUAGGAUGGUACACUCAAAAUGCCCAAAGGACCAGGUGUGUAUACUCCAACCUGACUGCUGCUAGGUGACAAAUGAUGCUUAACGGUCUAAAUCUCUCAUACAGGUCUUUCUGUGGUCAUUUUCGGGUGAAGAAGAUGUUGAUCUGACUGAACGAAUGUGGCACAGUUGGAGUACAGUUGCAGGUAUUUAACUUAAGCAUUUUAGUCGCUAGAUAAGAAUAGAAAUGAUUUGUAGCCAUUUCUAUUAAGAUCUGUGAUGUGUUUAUCAUUUAGAUGACUGCAACUGUUUAUUCACUUUACUGAGUACAUGACAGUGACCAACAAGUUAUCAGGAGGAAUGUGCUUCUGGUUUGUUCACAGACAUUCACCGCUGAUAUGGCUGGGGGUUCCCAAAAGGUCUGGAGGGCUGUUGUCAGAGAUUAAAAAAAAUCAAGGUUAAAACCCAGAUUAUGUUAUUUAAAAAAAUCUCUAUUUGGUACAGAGAGAUAGAAAUGAACUGUAGAUGUGUUGGUCUUUGUAAUGCAGUUUAUUUUUGUGUACUUUUACAAAGUUGCGGUCACAGUAUGAAACGCAACAGAGACUUCCACAAUGUAACCUUAUGACUUAGCUCAUCAUUGGGCUAAAGAACUAAAUCAGAGUCCUGUAGCUCUGAUGAGAAAUUGCAUCAGUCACUUUUGGAAACUUACAGCCGUCGCCGUGUGAUUGGUCAUCAUACAGACAGUGCCUGCCUGUUACAGUGGCGCAGCAUGGAGAAGAGAACCGAGAGCUACAGAGAUGAGAAAUUACGUCAGAUCAAAUGAAAACAGAUGGUUUUUUUGCUCAAAAUGUAGUUCAAUUUGGAUCAACUUCUCAGGAACGGGCAUUAGCGGUUUAUGUUCAAAUAACAAAUAUAUGUUUAAAAAAUAAAAAAGGAAAGAAAAAUGCAUCUAAUCACAACAUACGCCAUAACAUGUAUCCAUAACCUUCAUACUGUACAUGUCUUGCUAUUAUGCUGUUAUGAAUAUCCAAACACUUUAUAUAUUUAUACCAAGUCUGUAGCUGGAUAUAAAUAUGGCUGUGUUGUUGUAGCCUCAUUUCACUCAGCUACAUAUGCAUCCAAACAUAUUACCCAAAACAAUUUUACUGUUGAGAGUAACUGCAGUUUGGCCAUCAUAGCUGAGCCUCCAUAUUGCUUUACUGCAGAGCGGACUGUCGGUUGGUGUGCUACUAUCAAAGAAGGAGUAGCAACAUGGAGUCUAGAUCGGCCAAUCUUUCUAUCAAAGCUCUCACACAGUAUUUAGGCUCUUAUUUAAGAAAUCUCUCUCCAUACUCUUUGGCUACUACAGAGGCCUUUGCAGGGCACAUCACCAUCAAAGCCCUCUUAUUAUAAUCCAUCAAAUGUUGCUGCCUCAUGAUAUCAGCUGCUUUGUCGGGGAACUCUGUUAUGCAAUGACGAGCUUUAUGCAUACAGCAAAUAUGCAGUAACAAAAGAAUCACGCUUGUUUGGGACAAAGCAUUUAUUUUCCUACUACAGCAUGAGUGUCAACGCUGAAACCAAGCG
Messenger RNA from Anarrhichthys ocellatus (wolf-eel), 5229 nucleotides. RefSeq names its product FERM domain containing 3 (gene frmd3). Gene Ontology annotation, molecular function: cytoskeletal protein binding. Gene Ontology annotation, biological process: actomyosin structure organization. The record is from RefSeq and is a predicted model, not a curated record. Gene Ontology annotation, cellular component: cytoskeleton. The transcript has 16 exons. Bases 380 to 2260 code for a protein of 626 amino acids. Lineage: Eukaryota; Metazoa; Chordata; Actinopteri; Perciformes; Anarhichadidae.